UUCUAGAACCCACUGGAUGCUUCUCGCCUCGUCUCCAACCUGAUCCCAUCCACAAAUCAUCGAACUUUCUGGACGCGUUUCCUUCCCGUGGAAACAAUCGCGCUUGGCUCGCAUCCUCCCGUCCUCUCCUCUCCACGCGGACACCGCACUCCCGACAACCUAACUGCUCAAUGGCGUCGCCGGCGGCGGGGACGCCGCCGUUCCUGACGAAGACGUACGCGAUGGUGGAGGACCCGAGCACCGACGACACCGUCUCGUGGAACGACACCGGCACGGCCUUCGUGGUGUGGCGCCCCGCCGAGUUUGCCAGCGACCUACUCCCCAAGCACUUCAAGCACAGCAACUUCUCCUCCUUCGUCCGCCAGCUCAACACCUACGGAUUCAAGAAGGUGGUGGCGGAUAGGUGGGAGUUCGCCAACGACUGCUUCCGGCGAGGGGAGAAGCACCUGCUUGGAGGGAUACAGAGGCGGAAGGGGACUGGCGCCGCGGCUCCUGGUAUACCGACGGCGAUACCGAUCUCGUCGCCUCCCACUAGCUCCGGCGGGGAGGCGGCGAUUUCCUCAUCGCCGCCCCGAGGGGCGGCGGCCUCGGCGGGGGUGAGCGGCGCGGUGGCCGAGCUGGAGGAGGAGAACGCGCGGUUGCGGCGCGAGAACGCGCGGCUGGCGCGGGAGCUGGCCCGCGCGCGGCACCUCUGCGAUGGCGUGCGGAGCCUCGUGUCGCGGUACGACCGCGGCGGCGGGGUGGAGGACGCGGAGGGCGAUGAGGGCCACGACGGAGGCGGCCCCAGGGGGAAGCCGAUGCUGUUCGGCGUCGCGAUCGGGGGCAAGAGGCCGCGCGGCGCGGACGGGGACGAGGAGGAUGACGGCGAGGACGAGGAGGAAGACGACGACGAGAAGCAUGCGGCGCGGCGGCGGGAGGGUAAGAUGAGGAGGAACGAACUGUCGGAUCUGGACGUGCUCGCACUGUCCGUGCGGGCAGCGGCGGCGGCGAGGCCGGGCGGAGGGUCGCAUGACCGCAAGAGCUCGGUCUCGUAACCGCGCCGCUGGGAUUGAGAUCAGUAACACUCCUGUAGGCUGCAGUCUCACUUGUAUUAGGAGGGUGUAGGCGUGAACUGGAACAUCUUUGUAUUGUCCGUCCUCGAAGCUCAGAAAAAGGGUUUGUUUAGCGAAGGCAAGCUAACCCUAAUAUUUUGCCGUAGGUCUGUAAACUGUAAUAAGAUUGUAACUUCUUUUCUGAGACA
Molecule: messenger RNA, 1240 nt
Organism: Phragmites australis (common reed)
Lineage: Eukaryota; Viridiplantae; Streptophyta; Magnoliopsida; Poales; Poaceae
Product: heat stress transcription factor B-2a-like
Exons: 2
Coding region: 171-1034 (287 amino acids)
Biological process (GO): regulation of transcription by RNA polymerase II
Cellular component (GO): nucleus
Molecular function (GO): DNA-binding transcription factor activity; RNA polymerase II cis-regulatory region sequence-specific DNA binding
Source: RefSeq, a predicted model, not a curated record